CACCAUCGCCCGGCCAGCGGAGAGCUGCGGCUGGGCCAGCCCGAGCCUCGGUGGGCGCCUGCAAGGACAAGAUCGCGGGCUGCCGCCGUCCAGCCGGGGCCCCGAAGCUGAGCGGAGUUCAUCCGCGCCGAGCCGUGCAGUGGGAACGCCUAUGCCCGACCUAGAGGCCGCUCCGCGCCCCCGCAGUGUGCACAGUCCCGGGCCGGCUGCCCCCGGGGCCUUGCGUCCCUGCCGCCACGACCCGCCGCGGCCCGACCGAAGUGGCGGCCCGACCCCCGCCGUCUCGUCCGAGCAGUGAGGGUUCCCCGAGGGGAGGAACGGGCCCGGGGCGGGCCGUGGCCCCCGGCUACUGUGAGGUCAGCGCGCCCGCCCCGUGGGUCACAAUGCAGCCUGCGCCCUCGACGGCCCGUCCCCGCCGCGCGCCCCGCCCCGCCGCACCAGACACCUGCCCGGCUACCCCUGGACCAGAGCGUCCUCCUGCGGCCAGGGCUCGGGCAGCUGUUUCCCGCCUGGGACCGGCUCCGGCCUCCGGCAGAGCUUCCCGGGGCCCGGACAUGAGCGCCCAGGAGCCCCCGCAAGGUCGGAGAUUUCCCAUUGAGGCCGGAGACUCCCCCGGCCUGGCCGCAGCCCCCGAGCCCCAGGACAGCACGGAGCCCGUAGCUACGGAGCACACCCCGGUCAGGCCGCUGCGACGCUGCCCUGGCUGCCACUGCCUGACGCUGCUGCACGUGCCCAUCGACGUCUACCUGGCAAUGGGCGGAAGCCCCCGGGCCCGCGCUACCUGAGUGCGCCUGCGCGGCGGCUCCGAGGGGGCCGGGCGGGGGCGGAGCCGGCCGCGGGGACACCGCGCUGAGGUCGCGCGCGCCGAGCACGAGACAAUGAUGCACAUUUUAAAAUAAAAGAAUGAUGCACAUUUUAAUAAAA
Molecule: messenger RNA, 924 nt
Organism: Monodelphis domestica (gray short-tailed opossum)
Lineage: Eukaryota; Metazoa; Chordata; Mammalia; Didelphimorphia; Didelphidae
Gene: FAM229A
Product: family with sequence similarity 229 member A
Source: RefSeq, a predicted model, not a curated record